UGCAUCCUCGAGCCGGUUAUAAUCCUCCGUACCACUGUUCACCCGUACCGGCACUCGAUCCUCCGACGCAGCGCGCGCGAUUUGUUUGGUUUUUAUUUUCCAAAGAAAUUCAAAACGCCAUUUUCUUAUUUUAAUUUUCUCAGAUAAUUUUAAACUGAAGAGGUUUGUUUCUGCCGGCGGGACAGACUCGGCGACACCGGGGCACCAAGCGGGGAUAACAGCGAGGCUUCAGCUUAUUAUUGCCCAGGACACUGGACGUUAUUCCUGCUCGAUAGGACGCUACUUUUGGAUUACUUUGACACACAGUUUGUGACUGGAAUACACUACAAAUAUCGCUAAAAUAAUUCAUCUGCUGGUUUUCAGCAUGUCGCUUUUCUUAAGUGGAUAAUACAACCCUCACUUAGCUGAGCGGAUGCAGGGACUUCUGUGCGCUUUGUGCAGGCGGUAGCUACGAGAAAAGACUAACCUGCAACUGAACAACAGAAUCGAAAUAUUUAAGAAGCAUUUUGUGCAUUUAGGAACUGUCCCCCCAACUUAUCUGUCAGUCUCUUGGACUGAAUCCUGCGCCCUUAUAAACUCAGAGAAACCUGUGAAGGCAAGAUCACCAUCAGGAUGCAUCGCAGCUGAAACCCACAAGUACGGGAGUUCGGUGCUGAAAUCAGAUCGGGCGGACCUCCACCUCCCUCCUGGACCUGGAUAGGAGCCGAAUCAGGAUGACUCCUGCCGGUGCGAUGAUCUUGCUCCCGGUGCUGUGCCUGGUCUCUGGAGCCUCCUGGGCAGCGACCCUGGGCGGACUGGAAGGCGAGUACAACCGGCAUGACACCAUUCUGGAUACAAAGAAGUUUGGGGGCGUGACCAACUUCAGCACCGUCCUACUGGACCGUUCAUCAGGCAUGCUGUACCUGGGUGCCAGGGAUGCCAUAUUGUCCGUGGACACCAAUAGACUGGACAAACCACCGCGCAAUAUUACUUGGGACGUGCCGGAGGAGAAGAGAAAGUCUUGUGUGGCAAAGGGAAAGACAGAGGUGGACUGCCACAACUACAUCCGCCUGCUGGAGUUUCUGGGAGAUGGACGUAUCUAUGCGUGUGGCACCUACGCCUUCGACCCCCAGUGUGCCUUCCUGGAGCUCUCCUCCUUCACCCUGGAGAAAGCUGAGGAUGGAGGAAUUAAGAUGGAGACGGGGAAGGGCAAGUGUCCUUUUGAGCCCAGUCAGCACUACACAGCUGUUAUGGCAGGUGGUACUUUAUACACAGCAGCCACCAUUAACUUCCUGGGAACGCUGUUCGACAUCUCCCGGGCAACAGGCCCUGAGCAGGAGCGCAUCCGAACUGAACGAUCCAUCAACUGGCUCAAUGACCCAGAGUUUGUGAGCUCGGCCUUCAUAGAGCAGUCUGCAGACAGCAACCCGACAGGAGAUGAUGACAAAAUCUACUUCUUUUUCACUGAGGUGGCCAAAGAGUACGAUCUCUACACCAAAGUCAAGGUCCCCAGGGUGGCACGAGUCUGCAAGUCGGAUGUGGGAGGGAUGAAGACGCUGCAGCGACGUUGGACCACCUUCCUCAAGACCCAGCUGGUGUGCGAGGACAAACCCAGCAGUCAGCGCUACAACAUCCUGACUGAUGUUUUCACCAUGCAACACACACCAGGCGACGCUAGCAGCACACACUUCUACGGACUCUUCACCUCCCAGUGGGAGCAUGAGGCAUUGUCAGCAGUGUGUGUUUUCAGUUUGUCGGACAUCAACAAAGUGAUGGACGGUCCCUUUAAAGAGCUGAAGAAGACCUGCGAGAACUGGAUCAACCCUGAACCUGUCCCCACACCAAGGCCAGGCCAGUGUUUGAACAAUGCAUUAAAGGCCGAAGGUUUUGAGUCAUCCCUAAAACUCCCAGACAAGGUGCUGACGUUCGUGAGGGACCACCCUCUGAUGGAGAACAGUGUUACUGCAGCACCCCUGCUGGUCCGCAAGGGAAUCAGAUACACCAAGCUGGCAGUAACCCCAAUGGGCAGCAGAGUGGAGCCAAUACGAGUAGUGCUGCACCUUGGAACAGACCGUGGGGAGCUCCACCAGGUGGAGGUAAUGGGCCAGAACGCCACCUUACUGCAGGAGAUUCCUCUGUUCACCCCACUGGAGCCUGUUAACAACAUAUUGCUCCACAAGGGCCGGGCUCUGGUGGGCAGCCCCCUGUCUCUGGCUCGUGUCCAGGCUGAAGGCUGCGCUUUGUAUCCCGACUGUGAGGUGUGUGCCAGAGCCAGAGAACUGGGCUGUGUGUGGAGCCCAAAGGAAGAAGCCUGCAGGAACACAGCAACAAAGCCUGGUCCAGGUGAUACUGUAGAUGAUGCCUUGAGGAAAUGUGAUAAAAGAGAGGUGCGUUGCUCCCCAUCCGUCAGGGAGCUGCAGGUUUUUGUCGGUCUCCGCCUCCUGUUGCCAUGUGUCCAGCUGUCUCCCAGGCCCUGUAGCUGGGAGCAUCCUCCCCACCGACACACCAGGCAUCACCACUCAGACCUGGAGGUGACUGUUACCAAGGAAAACCUGGGAAAAUACACCUGCACAUGCCAGGAGAUGGGACCAGGGAACAGAGAACCUACCCCCUGCCUGAGAGCGAUCUAUCACCUGACACUGGAAGGCCCCAGUGCUGGAGGAACAGUGGCGACAGCCGGAAAUCGUCACGUCCUGGCCAUCUACAUCCUUUUCUUCUGCGGGGGUUUAGCGUUGGGUGCAUUUGUCCUGCACGUCAUAACCCGGCGGCGUAGCAUUGGCCACCAGGGCCACCACCUGCCAGAUAAUUCGCUAUCGUCAGAGAAGGGACGGGACUUGCUGGGCUCCUCAGCCACUCCACAGUCCCCCAGCAGUGCCAGCUUGCUGUCCGAGGGAUUCCGAAUGACAGAAAAACGAAACGGGACGGCGACAACAACCACAACAACUACCCUCCUCAGCAACCAGGGUAAUGGUGGUCACCAUGGUAACAGUUAUAGUGGCACCUUGAUCCACGGCAAUCCAAGCAAUGGCAACGGGAAUGCCCUAUAUGCCAACUGCAACACGAGUAACAGUGGGCUGAGGUUCUCCUCAGAAAUCUUUACCACAGACAUACUGGAUGGAAGGACAGGGGAGAGGGAGACGCCCAAGGGGAGAGAGAGGGAGUCAGGGGAGGGGGACGAGGUGGAUGAAGGCCUGGGGGACGGUUUUGGGGAAGGAAUAAAGAGACUAGAGGAGGAGCUCAGCAGCUUUCCCAUGUUAAAAUCCCCAGCACCACUGGCUAAGUGUGAAGAAAGUUCAAUAUGACAAGGUGAUAAAGAUAUACGAUCGACUGCACCAUUAUGCAUCCUCCAUGCAAAAUGGCAACUGCCAAAUGCCUUUGAAUGGGAGCUGUGUCACGAAGAGAGACUACUGAGGUGUAUCUACAGAGGAGAAACAUAGGGACAAUGGGAUAGACUGCUUAUUUUGUUUCACCAAGGAUGACAGCAACAUUAAAUAAACGUAUCUGAUGUAAAUAUAAAAAAUACAACUGUAAAUAGAAGCUGUCUGAAGCUAACGACAAACAUGAAAGUGAGCAUGUUAUUGAGCAAUUGAAAUGUUAUAAAGAAUCAAAGAUGAAAUACCCACAUGUGAGGAAAAAAGCCAUAUUGUCCUUAACUUCUGUUGUUGUUUGCUCUCUUGUUCUCUUCUUGUACUGACACUGCAAGAGCACUUUGAAUCUUUCAGCACCUCUCUCUGUCUCUCUGUAUUCCUAUUUGUCUCUGAAUCCCAGACCUUUAUGGGUCCACAGGCACCAAAGGACUCCUGAGCCACAGGCUGCACAGGCCUCGGCCUCCAGAGAACCAUAAAGAACCAUAACUUUGCAGCAGAGCCUUCACAUGGCCGACGGUGACCAUGACAGGUUUGUCCCUGCGGAAAAUUGACAGUGCUCAGCAAGAAACUGUUACUGAAGCUGAGAAUUUGGUAAUGCUGAGGAUUUUCAGACUGGAUCUCGCAAGACACAAAGCCACCAUCAUUUUGUUUUGUGACUUUGAACAUAAAAAUGUAUUGUUUUAGUCAUGUUGUUUUGUAAUAAAGCCUAAAAAUGUUGCUGUUAA
Molecule: messenger RNA, 4072 nt
Organism: Toxotes jaculatrix (banded archerfish)
Lineage: Eukaryota; Metazoa; Chordata; Actinopteri; Toxotidae
Gene: sema4f
Product: sema domain, immunoglobulin domain (Ig), transmembrane domain (TM) and short cytoplasmic domain, (semaphorin) 4F
Exons: 15
Coding region: 714-3281 (855 amino acids)
Biological process (GO): negative regulation of axon extension involved in axon guidance; semaphorin-plexin signaling pathway; negative chemotaxis
Molecular function (GO): chemorepellent activity; semaphorin receptor binding
Source: RefSeq, a predicted model, not a curated record